GUGGAGCGGGAGCUGGAGGGUGGCAGGCGCCAGCGCUCGGCCCUCAGGAUCCUGGUGUCCCCAGGGGCCAGCGGGCCCUGCCCCAGGCUGGAGUGCAGGGAACCUGGAGCUGUCUGCCUGCCCUGGAUCGUGGAGCGGCUGCUGGAGGGGAACAGCCUGACCUUCCUGCUGCUGUGUGUGUCCCUGCCAGGUAGCCCCUGGGACUGGGACACACUCUGGGUGCCCCCUCCCUGAGGAUUCCCCCCUUCCUGCCCCACACCUGGCACUCAGUCCCUACUGCUGCCUGGGGACACCUGCAGUCACUGGAAGCUGGACACAGCUCCACUCAUCUCCAUCACACCCUCUGUGCUGGGGGCCCCCCAUGGCCCCUGCCCAGGGCUUGCUGUUCUCCCAGACACCUCCAGAGAGGAGAUCCUGGGAGCUCUGGGACUGGCUGAGAGGGUGAAGGGGCUGGCCAAGACCAUCUCUGCCACACUCUGGGACCCUGAGGAGGAGAUCGCAGCACGCCGGAGGGAGAUCCGAGGGCUGCGCAUGGAGCUGCUGGCUGGGUCUGGGCACCCUGAGCAGAGAGCAGCUGUGGCCCAGCUGAAGAGAGCCCUGAGGGAGCUGCAGGUGGGGAAUGCCCCUGGAUCCACGGGACUGGCAUGGCACUCGUUCCCUGGGCUGGGUAAGGUGCAGGCUCUUGACCCAUCCUGGUGUCAAGGCCCUUGUCCAGCACUGAGGGCAGGGCUGAAGCUGCCCCAGGGGUGAGAUGUGUCCCUGGAGCCACACCAUGCCUGGAGGUCUGAAACAUCCCAACAAGAACCUCCAGUUCCCCUUUUUCAGGUGCUGAAGAGUCAAAGGUGGGAGAAAAAGCGAGCAGUGGCCGAGGUGCUCAGGACAAGUGAGAUGCACCACCCCAGUGCUGAGGACCAGGUCUCUGCAGGGAAUACAGCUUCAGGCCAGCAGCCUGGGACCCAGACACCCCCGCCCAGUGCCAGCCUGGAGCCAGCAGAGCUGGAGCGUGGGGCCAGGCACGCAUGCCGCAAAUGGGUGGAGGACAUGUGGGCACAGAGCAUGGCUGCACACGGACGGGGUGACAGAAGAUGCCAGGGAGGGGACAACCGAGCUCUGGCCAGUGCAGGGCAGGGGCUGCUGGAGGAGCCAUUCCAGAGCAAAGCGUCACAGCCACAGCCACGGCCCGGGUGUGGCAGUGUGAGUGGGAGUCUGCAGGGUCCCUGCACAGGGCCAGCUCUGCUGCCAGCACUGGCUCCUGGUGCCACCCGAGCCCGCUCUGCUCUCCUGCAGGCAGGGAGCCGGUGCCAGCCGUGCCCAUCCCCGGAGGUGCAGUGGGCCCUGGCCAGGGGACAGCGGCAGCGGCUGCGGGCUCAGCACUGCCGGCAGCUCCAGCGAGAGCUCGGGGCCAGCACCGAGCACAGAGGGGAGUGGGACACGGAGUGCUGGCAGCGGGAGGUGACCACGCUGGGCCUGAGCCUGGAGGCAGCGCUGCGGGAGCGGGAGGCGGCCGAGUGGGACCUGGAGGCCCUGCUGCACAAUCACCACCAGGAGAUGCAGAGCUGCAGACAGCACCUGCUGCAGGUGCUCCGGGACCAGCAGCGCCUGGCGGAGGAGCAGCGGGCGGUCCUGGAGCGCCGGUACCGGGCGCUGCUGCAGGAGGCGCUGCGGGACGCUGCGGAACUCGCCGAGCACAACCAGCGCCUGCGGGACACCCGACGGGCAGGCACGGCCGAUGCCACCUCACAGACCCCCUGA
This is a messenger RNA of Haemorhous mexicanus (house finch), 1752 nucleotides long. RefSeq lists its product as uncharacterized. Bases 889 to 1752 code for a protein of 287 amino acids. Lineage: Eukaryota; Metazoa; Chordata; Aves; Passeriformes; Fringillidae. The transcript has 6 exons. The record is from RefSeq and is a predicted model, not a curated record.